Molecule: messenger RNA, 1262 nt
Organism: Oreochromis niloticus (Nile tilapia)
Lineage: Eukaryota; Metazoa; Chordata; Actinopteri; Cichliformes; Cichlidae
Gene: mrps26
Product: mitochondrial ribosomal protein S26
Exons: 4
Coding region: 169-792 (207 amino acids)
Cellular component (GO): mitochondrial small ribosomal subunit
Source: RefSeq, a predicted model, not a curated record
CUAAUCACUUCCGCUGGUCAGAGGGCAGCAAAAUGGCAGCCGUGUUAGGUCGAUAACAUUCGUGCCCUAAUGUUAACCUAGACCGCAGAUUUCAAACUCAAAUGCUCUCAUUAAGCGUUACAUUUAGCAUCUAGGACUCGGCACCUGUUACUACAUUUAGACGCUGACAUGUUCCAGGUAAUCGGCGGAAGGAGCGUGCAGGCGGUACGGCUCUUAGCGCCCAGGAGCGCCGUGCUCGUGGAAGCUGUCCGGGGCCGAAAGUCUCGCACCGACCCGGUAGCCAAGUCCAAAGAGGGGCGAAUUAAAGUGCCUCCCCCCGUCGAUCCGGUGGAAAUGGUAGUUCUCAAAGAGAGAUACACGGAGUACAAGCUGAUCAUGAGGGCGCUCCGUUUGGAGUUUAAGGAGGAGGUGCUGCGAAAGAAGUACGAGGAGGAGACGGGCUCCCAGGCGGAGGAGAGGGCGAGGCAGGAGGCGGAGGAGCACCGAGCCCUGAUGGCCUGGAACAACGAGGAGAACCUGCGCAUGCUGAAAGCCAGAAUUCUGAGGGUCCAGAAAGAAGCAGAGGAAGCUGAGCGCAAGAAGAUAGAAGCUGCCAUUCAGCGGGAACAGGAACAGCAAGAAUUCAUCAAAGAAAAAGAGAGGGAGAUUUUGCGGCUGCAGGAGGAAGUAAAGAACUUCAUCACCAUGGAGAACUUGGAUCAACGAAUUGAGGAGGCACUGGACAAUCCAAAGAAUUACAACUUUGCCGUUGACAAAGAAGGGAGAGUCAUCAAACAGACAGUGCUGCAGUGAAACUACUGGAUGCACAGACAUGACUCUGUUGUGCCCGGACUAAUCCGGCAGUUCAGUGAUCCAACUCCCUCUGGAGGAGCAUUUCAACACCUUGAAGCUGGAAAAAAAAAAUCUUUUUUUCAAAAAACAUUUCCAGCAUGGCAUCAGGCUCACACCUUGACCUGGUAGUCUCACCUCAAGGUCACACAGCCUUUAUUUUCCCCAUGUGUCUGCUUUAUAUUGUCCCUUAUUUAAGUCAUUCGCCAUAAACAACAUGUAAUCAUUGCUGGCAUUUGUCAUGAGUUUUAGGGUAAAUUAAUGUAAACAGUAUUGAAACGGCUGCUGAAGAACGGGACUUCAUUUUUCUCCUUCAUUUUGAAGGCUAAGGACCAUCACACACCUACAUGGUCAGGAUCUCUUUAUAUUGACUUCAUGAUGAUAACUGGUCUUUAUGUUGAACCAUGGUAUUAAAAUGCAUUUUCUUACCUUGA